GUAGCUAAGUAGCCUUUUCAACAGCUGUUUUAAUGGAGGUCUAGCUGUUUCUCAAAAUCUUUGUACAAAUACACGUUUUUUUUUUAAUCUUAUCCAAAUUUUAAGUAAAUGUAAAAAGUACUUCACAAAUAGUUUUUCAAAUUCGUUUUUAACCAAUAUGUCUGCAAAUUCAAAUUCACUAGAAAUCUCACCGAAUAGUACUUUAACUUUCACAAAAACCAACAAUAAGCAUGAAAUAACCAUCAAAAAUGUUGGCGAAAAGACAGUGACCUACAAGGUGCAAUGUACAGUGCAUGGCAAGUUCAAUAUAAAACCCCGCUGGGGAGUCCUCAGUCCCAAUGAGCACUCACAUGUCCUCAUAACCAUGUGCAAGGAUGUCGAGCUCUCGAGAAAGGGACGCGACAAGAUAGUGGUCGUUUGCAUGGUUUCACCCAUCAAUGCUGUGGACUUCGAGAUGACCGCCUCCUUCUGGCGUCACAAUAUCUGCUACGAUCCAAGUAUCGAGAAGCACCAACUCACCUGCCAUCAAAUGGAUGGGGCAGGCGAGGGCCAUGGCGACGGAGGCGACAAGGAUGCGGAGCCGGAGGAUCUAAGGUUUCGCCAGGGGUUAUUCCCAUCAUUUUGCAGUAUUCGCACUCCGAGCAAGUACUGGCGAUAGUUUUCGACCGGAGAUGGGAUGCGGCAUUUUCACCCUUCAGACCAACAGACUGGAGUGUCAAUUAUCCCGCCCGAGCAUUUUGCCCUAAUGGCUGCAAUGACUGAGUAAUUGGUUAGCAGCCCUACCUUGUCUUUCUGUGCGCCUCUAUCGGCCAACAUUGUUGAUGAUGAGCCUUCAUUAAAAACUAAGAGCGUGUCUAUCUCUCUGUGAGUUUGUGUGUUGCCAACAUCAAGUGGCUCGAAGGAUGCUCAUGCAUCCUGGCAACAUCGAGUGCGUUUACCCUCCACAUCUGGCUGAUAAAAAGGCGUAAAUUGCUGGCAUUUUAGGCGCGCGCCUGCUUCUUCCUUCACUCUCAAUUAGGCAAACGUUAACGAAGGCUCUUGAACUUUGAAUACUCCAAUCGAUUGACAUUCGCUUGGGUUCACCAGGUUGCAAGGCAAUUAACUCGCAGCGUUAAGCACGAAAUAAGGGAAACCAUAAGAAAGCAAUGCUGAACAGCCCAAGCAUUGGUCCAAAAUUAAAGUUGCAUAAAUCCGGCCAGCUUUGUGUAUCGAGGCACAAGGUUUAUGGGCUGAUAGAGGAGGCUUUUCAAAGGAAAUGAGAGCCAACGAACGAGAUAAAGACAUUUGGAAAUUCUUCGCAAAAGGCCAACAGCAUGAAAGGCACUCAGCCAGUAAAUUAGGUUCAUGUCUCAACUAUAGUUUUGACCCAAGUCCAAAACAAACAAUUCGAUGCCGUUGCCAAUGAUGAUGAUGAUGAUGGUAAUGUGGACUUGCGGGGGCGUUGCCAAAAACUGGGCACUUGUUCUGCUCGAGCUGUAUUGUUUUAGUGUUGUUUUUGGGGUGGCCAACAGCCCUGAACAAUGGAGUAAAUCAUAGCCAUGAAAUAUGUGCCAAGCGAGGAGACGAGUAGAAGACCACUACACCUGGCUAGCAAGCAAGCUGGCUAACUGGCUGACUGGCAGCUUGGUAAUAAUAAUGAAAAUACAAAAUAGCCCAGCUGUGGGACGGGCGAGUAUUCAUCGCUGGCUGAUGCCUUCACCUUGUGCAAUUGCAGUUUGUUUGCCCGAAUUUACGAGCCGGUACAAAAAGCAAACGUGACCGGUAGGGCAACAUACAAAUAUUUUCCUUUUGGCUAAAUAAAACACAAAAGGAAACACAUAGCGCACGCAAAAAAUAAAUAUAAAAAUGUAAUAAAAUUGCAGCUCAUGCGAGCGAUAAAACGUAACUUCCCCCGCGCUCGCACUUGGGAAAUCUCAG
Messenger RNA from Drosophila melanogaster (fruit fly), 1917 nucleotides. RefSeq lists its product as uncharacterized. Bases 158 to 658 code for a protein of 166 amino acids. Lineage: Eukaryota; Metazoa; Arthropoda; Insecta; Diptera; Drosophilidae. The record is from RefSeq and is marked reviewed. The transcript has 3 exons.